ACAAUCAUCAUCAUUAAAACCAAUUAGAGUUAAUUAAUUAAAUUGUUUUUUUUUUAAGUGUUUGGUGAUUAGGGCAAGAAUGGUGAAAUUGGCAUUUGGAGAUUUUGGUGACUCUUUUAGUGCUGCCUCAAUUAGGGCUUAUUUGGCUGAAUUUAUUGCUACUCUUCUUUUUGUAUUUGCUGGUGUAGGAUCUGCUAUUGCUUUCGGCAAAUUAACAGAAGGUGGAGCACUAGACCCAGCAGGGCUAGUAGCAGUAGCAGUUGCUCAUGCAUUUGCCCUAUUUGUUGGAGUUUCUAUUGCAGCCAACGUCUCUGGUGGACACUUGAAUCCAGCUGUCACCUUUGGAUUGGCUGUCGGAGGCCACAUAACCCUCCUCACUGGCCUUUUCUAUUGGGUUGCCCAAGUUCUUGGUUCAGUUGUUGCUUGCCUCCUCCUACAAUUUGUCUCCAAUGGCAUGAGCGUUCCAGCCCAUGGAGUAUCAUCAGGAAUGAGUGCAAUAGAAGGCAUAGUAAUGGAAAUUGUCAUCACCUUUGCACUUGUAUACACUGUCUAUGCAACAGCUGCUGACCCAAAAAAGGGCCAAAUUGGAAUUAUUGCUCCAAUUGCCAUUGGUUUCAUUGUUGGAGCCAAUAUCCUUGCUGCUGGCCCAUUUAGCGGUGGAUCCAUGAACCCGGCCCGCUCUUUUGGCCCAGCUAUUGUUAGUGGUGAUUUGUCUCAGAGUUGGAUCUACUGGGUGGGCCCACUUAUUGGAGGUGGGCUUGCUGGGCUUAUCUAUGGUGAUGUCUUUAUUGGAUCUUAUGACCCAGUUCCAUCUGAGAGUUAUGCAUAAGCAUUUCAUCCCUUUGCUUUAAGGGAUUGCCUAAAAUAUUGGUAGUAAUGGUACCUUUGUGAGAAAUUUCACCUUUUUCCUUUAGGGGAACGCCCCAAAAUUUGGCUGAUUGAAGUUAAGUGUAAUGUAUUUUUAUGUUUUUUGUGUGGUCUUGCCUUUUAUAGUCAUGUAAAUAAUAAAAACUUCUUCAAGUUUGAUCAUUUUCACUUUCAAGUUUCAUCCCAAUGGAUAUUAACA
This is a messenger RNA of Amaranthus tricolor (Joseph's coat), 1066 nucleotides long. Its product is annotated as probable aquaporin TIP-type. NCBI's taxonomy places the organism in Eukaryota, Viridiplantae, Streptophyta, Magnoliopsida, Caryophyllales, Amaranthaceae. Gene Ontology annotation, biological process: water transport; transmembrane transport. The transcript is spliced from 3 exons. The coding region runs from base 80 to 829 and encodes 249 amino acids. Gene Ontology annotation, cellular component: plant-type vacuole membrane. The record is from RefSeq and is a predicted model, not a curated record. Gene Ontology annotation, molecular function: water channel activity.